Penicillium subrubescens is the source of this 1323-nucleotide messenger RNA. RefSeq lists its product as uncharacterized. NCBI's taxonomy places the organism in Eukaryota, Fungi, Ascomycota, Eurotiomycetes, Eurotiales, Aspergillaceae. The record is from RefSeq and is a predicted model, not a curated record. The transcript has 3 exons. The coding region runs from base 1 to 1323 and encodes 440 amino acids.
AUGGCUCCUGGCUCUCCCUGUUUUGUCGACCAUAAGGAUUCCCUUGAACCUCGCCAGUCGACAGAUAUGGAUGAGGACGAUGGCAUACCGGCUGACACUGCAACAGGCGAGGAAGCCGACACAAUAAUCACUUCGUUCAUUGAACGCAUUUCCAAAAUUUCGGUAGCUCCUUCUUAUGGGCAAAUUACCUGCCCUGUCGUGGUCCCUCAACGACGACCCGGAAAUAAAGCGAGAGGUUUCAUGAAAGCCUAUGCUCCAAUGCUAUCCCAAUGUGGCAUCACCCAGGAGCACUUUCAUGAGUUCAUCGACGCUCUGAAUAAAGCAGUCCAGGCUUCUAAAUGGAUUGCUGCUGUGCAAAUUGUAGCAUUCGGGGCUUCGUUCGUGCCGAACCAAAUCUCGAUGGGCGCGACGGCGGCAGUGCAGGUAGUAUCAGCAGUCGCAGCAAAGGCACAAAUUAGAUGGAAAGUGAACUCUUUUAUAGAUAAGGCAAAUCGAGAACUAUUCUGCCCUCGAGGACUCUACUGUAUGAUUGUGACAUACAACCCUCUCGCGCAGAAACAGCAAGAAGACCUCGAUAGGUCGGUACAAAGACAAUUUGCCAGCGACACUUCUGACCUCUCUGGAAGCAAAUGGCCGGAUAAAGUCAGGAGAAACUUGCGUAAUCCUUUUUCUGCUACUACGGAAGGGGAGCACAAUUUACCACCAGAAAUUGCACCCCUAAUAUUCUCGGACGAUGAGGAUGAGAACACUGAGACAAGGAAGAAAGCGAGACCUUGGGAGAAAAUGAAUAAUUACUUUGAUAAUCGCGCCCGGGCAAGAUAUGCUAGUGAAAGCAACCAUGAUACUUUAUCCUCAGCCCCUGAAUCUAAAUUCCAACAUCGAUUCCUUGAUCCUAAUCACCCGGCCAGUAAUGGAGGUCUUCUUGGCUUGAUAUCGGGCGGGCGCCUUACGAUUGACCCAAAAAAGACAAUGGAAAGCGCGAAUAGUUUAUAUGAGCAGCAGGAAAAGCUUAUAUAUGAGCAACAAGAUAGCCAGUUGGAGCUGCUUCGCCGUCAGUUCCGCGCCAUGGGCUUCUCUGAACAACAGCAACGCCAGCAUAUCGCAACCUACGAGUGGCAAUUCCAGUUGCAGCGAGACCAGCUACAGGCCCAGAGGAAUGGAAUGGAAAUUAUCCCCAGAAAAAUCUUGAGGAAUGUUCUUUAUCUCAUGAUUGUGAACCUGCCAACUGAGGAAGAAGUUGAGGCUGCUAGAAUGGCGAUGAAUGCGGAUGAGGACGACGAUGGCAGCCAAAGAAGCUUCGCGAGCAUGGUCAACGUUCAAUAG